Messenger RNA from Hydatigera taeniaeformis, 242 nucleotides. NCBI's taxonomy places the organism in Eukaryota, Metazoa, Platyhelminthes, Cestoda, Cyclophyllidea, Taeniidae. The record is from the annotation of a GenBank genome assembly.
UUGCUACGAGUGAACUUCUGUCGGACAGCAAGCAAGAUAACAAGGUUGAAUUUGUGAUGGAUGCAGUCUGGCCACUGCUUUUUAUUUCCCUUCUAACCGUUUUUUAUAUCAUAUACAAAAUCCCCAUCGUGCGUUACUACGUAAAGUAUUUUGCUUUUGGUCUCAUAUUGAAUGUCGGUUCAGUAUUCUACACAAUUAUAUUUCUGAUUAAGGGCAAACCAUCCUUUACAAAUAGCUGGUGA